Messenger RNA from Puccinia triticina, 1272 nucleotides. RefSeq lists its product as uncharacterized. Gene Ontology annotation, biological process: proton transmembrane transport. Gene Ontology annotation, cellular component: vacuolar proton-transporting V-type ATPase, V1 domain. Gene Ontology annotation, molecular function: proton-transporting ATPase activity, rotational mechanism. The transcript is spliced from 6 exons. The record is from RefSeq and is a predicted model, not a curated record. Lineage: Eukaryota; Fungi; Basidiomycota; Pucciniomycetes; Pucciniales; Pucciniaceae. The coding region runs from base 1 to 1272 and encodes 423 amino acids.
AUGCCUAAUCCCGACUCGUUUUGGAUCGUGUCUUUCAGGCCAGACUCUGAAGACACCAUAUCAGAACUAUCAGAGAAGCUAUCUGGUAUCACAACUAUCAACGAAUCAAUCUCGGCCCCUUUCGCACAUCUCAUCCUCCCGGAGUUCAAGGUCCCUCCACUGUCUACUCUGAUCAGUUUAUCCGAAAACUUAUCCAAAACAGAGGCUUUGACCAACCAGACCCUUCAAAAAAUUGUCGAAACCCUGAAGCUGCUCGCGAAUUCCAAGCCAUCAGCGUUUGCACGCAAGAAGCCAAACUCCAACUCAGGCGAGGCGAGCGAAGACGAUAAUUUGAUCAUGGAAGAUGGAAAAUCUUACGAAUCUUAUCUAUUCAAGAAUUGGGAAUGGAACCGAGGAAAGUAUAAUAGGGUGGAAAACAGAACGCUAGAAGAUCUGGUGGAAGUGCUGGUCAAAGAAGUUACUCUGAUCGACAACUCUCAUAAACUCAAGCUGGCAAGUUACAACCAAGCAAAAGGCCAGGCAAGUGCUGCACUGAGGAAGCGGAUGGGCAACCUAUCAGUUAAGAGCAUAGCUGAUGUGGUGACCAAGGAUAACUUUGUUUCCUCCGAUUCCGAAUUUCUAGAGACCUUACUUGUUGCAGUGCCGAACAACGACGUAAAAGAAUGGAACAAUACAUAUGAGAGGCUCACACCCCUGGUCGUACCAAGGUCUUCCACGAAAAUCGCGCAGGAUGAAGAUUAUACGCUUUUCAAUGUGACGGUAUUCAAAAAAAUCAAGGCGGAAUAUUCUCAAAAAUGCCGCGAAAAGAAAUUCAUCGUGCGGGAUUUCGUGUAUGAUGAAAGUGAAAUAGAGAAAAGUCGUACUCAACAGAAGGAAUAUGAACAACACGAGAAAGAGCUCUGGUCCGAGCUGUUACGACUGUCUCGAAUCAAUUUUUCGGAGACGUUUCAAGUAAUCGUACAUCUGAAAGUGAUUCAAACAUAUAUCGAGUCACUCUUGAGAUACGGAUUACCGGCGCAUUAUUGUACAAUCGUCAUUAAGCCUGAACCGAAGAACCUGAAGAAAAUUCUUCACCAACUAACCACUUUUUACAAUUCACUCGAAUCUAACGCGAACAGCUCGACAAAGAAGCAGAAGACCAAGGCAGACAAGCACAUCAGUGAUCAAGACGAGCCUAUCGGUGGCGAAUAUGCUAGUGUUCUUGAACAAGAGGUCUUCGAUUUCGUUUUGUUUGAAAUCUUUGACCCGAAGAGGAAUUCUAAGGACCAUUGA